Daphnia pulex (common water flea) is the source of this 3743-nucleotide messenger RNA. Its product is annotated as inverted formin-2-like. Bases 526 to 3573 code for a protein of 1015 amino acids. Gene Ontology annotation, molecular function: actin binding; small GTPase binding. Lineage: Eukaryota; Metazoa; Arthropoda; Branchiopoda; Diplostraca; Daphniidae. Gene Ontology annotation, biological process: actin cytoskeleton organization. The transcript has 13 exons. The record is from RefSeq and is a predicted model, not a curated record.
UUGAGUCUGGUUAGGGUGGAAUCUUCCAUAUUCUUUAGUAAUUAAGCACGUUAAAUUAAUCGUGUGGUGUUACGAGUUAAUCGUUUUUGUCGCAGAUGUGCAUCGCUACAAAAGCCCACAGGACAGGAGCACAGCUGCUUACUGCUGUACUGUACUACCUGUUGUCUUGUCUGCAGCUGCAGAAUUCAAUAAUAGUGAUACUCAAUUGAUCGUGACUGAUGACGUAUUUGAGCAAUCGGAAAUAAAGUCGCAUUGGCCGCAAAAUAUCGCAUACGCCUUCAAACGACGCCCGCAGCUAUUAUUGUGGCGAAACCAGUUCCUAGUUCUUGGAUUUUUCAUUCUUUCCUACUCAACCUUCCGAUGUGGUCAUGCUUUCAAGGUUGCGGAGCACGUGCAAACUGCAAACUGAACUGUAGGCCGCUGUAGGCAGUCUGUCUGACAGUUUUCGAGGAGUGUUCAUCGUUGGCUUUGUUUCUGCUUUGUGUGCUUCGCCUACAAUUCGUCACGUUGUUAUUCUAAUCAAGAAUGUCUGCAGAACAGUCUGAUGGUAGUGAUAUAGCCAGUACACCGCCGCUUGUUAGCCGAAAGGAUAAGAAAAGCGCUCGCUGGUCUCUGGCAGCUGAACGAGCGCUUAGCAUAAAAGACAAUUCAAUCGAAGAAGUAGACGAGACUACCAAUGAAGUGACUCCAGAAGACGCGAUUGCGCGUAGAACAGAUCGGUCGACAACAAUUUUACGACGACGGUCAUCACAAAAACUUCUCGAAGACAUCAAUCAAAAGAAAUUUGAGGAAUGGGAUCCGGAGCUAAGUAUUCAACUUCUGAAGAUCCCCAGUUUACCCAAUUACUCUGGAUUCAGGAAGUUGAUUGAAAAUGCGAAAUCAUCUUGGAUGGAAGAUUUCUUGGAACGCGAUGGACUGGCUGUUUUGUUUGACAGACUGGAGAAAUUGUCAACUGGCUUCAGUAUAACCAACGCCUUAUUUCAGUCGGAGGUCACUUAUGCAAUUCGUGCCGUCGUCAAUUCAAAAAUUGGUUUGGAGUAUCUUCUUGCACAUCGUCAAUUUACUCGUCAGUUAUUUAAUGCCAUGGCAACAAAGAAUACCUUGGUAAAAAAACUUGUUUUGGAACUCUUCAGUGCUGUUUGUGUCUACUCUACUAUUGGCCAUGAAGCUACCUUAGAUGCUAUCGACUAUUUCAAGAUGUCAAGAACAGACGUUCAUCGCUGUUCUAUUCUGAUAUCAGAAAUAAACGCCGCCGACACGAUUGAAUAUAAAGCAGCCAUUUUAGGAUUCGCCAAUUCUUUGAUAUUGGGAACAGAUAAAAUUUGGACCCGACACGCUAUUCGCUCGGAAAUGAUCGGAUUAGGACUAUUGGAAGUGAUUGAAAAUAUGAAAAUGACAGACAAUCCCGAGCUAGCCAUUCAAAUCCAAGUGUUUGAACUUCACCGCAUGAAAGAUGAAGACAGUUUAGAUGCAACUGAAGACAAAUCUUUGUUUGACCUCUUCUCACUUUAUUUUAUUAAAAUCAAGGAUAAACCGCAGGCCUUAUCUUUGCAUGCAGUUCUUUCUAAUCUGCUUCAACUGAAUGUCACUGACCCACUCAAUUAUCGUUUAUGGAAUUUACUUGAAAAGGCGACCAAAGAUGCCGUUCAAGGAAAUUUGUCCGAGUGGAGUAAAUUCCAAAUUUUCACUAAACUAGGCGUUCAAGCAGAAACGGUUUCCGUAUGUACCCAAACGAUACCAAACGACAUAUUGUCUGAUAAUGUCUUUAUGAUCGAAGACGAGAUUGAAAAUUCCAAUAUUGACGGAAGUUUGGGAUCUGAAGUUAUUCCUUGUGCAAUUCCUGCUCAUCCUGUACCUUUUAUUCCACCCCCUCCUCCUCUUCCGCCUCCUCCGAUGCUUAUGCCCUUAAGUUCACCACCCCCGCCACCCCCGCCGCUGCCUCCUUGUCUCGUUGGCAGUUUUUCUAGUCAACCUCCGCCACCCCCACCACCCCCACCGUUACAAGCUAUCUCUUGCAUCAGUUUCGCUUCUGUCCCUCCUCCACCCCCACCACCACCCUUACCAUUUUCUGCAGCAAUAACAGCCCCUCAUCCUGCGAUUGGAUGUGGCAUACCUCCUCCACCACCCCCUCCUCCCCCUGGGGGCGCAGGGAUGAUAAUUGGAGGAAAUUUGCCACCGCCUCCUCCACCUCUGUUCGAUCUAUUUUCUUCUGUUGUUGCGUCCACUACAGACUGUGCUACGAAACCCCUGAAAAUUAAUGCAAAAAUGAAAACUCUUAAUUGGACAAAAGUCACUCGAGUUGAAGAUGCUUCUAUUUGGAAAGAAAUCAAUGCAACCAUUCGGGAAAAACCUCCAGUCAGUUUGCGUCUUCAACAAAUUGAAGAACUUUUCUGCAUGAAACCAACCAAUACUACUUCUAUUACAAAAAAGGGAGGAGAAAGUUCCAAUAAACAAAUGACUCCUGCUCUAUUAGACAGCAAACGCAGCCUAGCAGUCAAUAUAUUUCUUAAGCAAUUCAAAUUCCCCAUUGCCGAAAUUGUAGAUCGUAUAAAUCGAUGCGAUGGAAAUUUCUUUACUAUUGAACAUCUUCAUUGCCUGCAAAAAAUUCUUCCAAAUACAGACGAGAUUUCAACGUUAGAAAAUUACAAAGGAGAUAAGACAAAAUUGGGUCCUGCUGAACAGUUUCUUCUGUGCCUCCUGGCCCUUCCUGGAUAUUCUAUGAGAAUCAAAGCAACUUCAAUGAAAAUCGACUUUUAUCCGUCAAUGUCAGAGUUGGAACCUCCGCUAAAACUUAUUCUGAGCACUUGUCAAGAAAUUCUUGUCAACAAAUCUCUUCAAGAUUUCAUGGCCGUUGUUCUUCAGCUGGGAAACGUUCUUAACACCAACAGUUACGCUGGUAAUGCGGUCGGAUUCAAACUAAGCGCUCUUCAGAAGCUGACAGAUUUACGUGCCAACAAGCCUCGCAUGACUCUCCUUCAUUACAUCGUUGAUAUUGCUUUGAAUGAAAACCCAUCUCUUCUAGAUUUCACCGUCCAACUGGCUUCUUUAAAAGAAGCGAGCAGGCUGAGUCUCGAGACACUGGUAACAGAAGUUCGAGAAUGGAAAUCACAGAUUGAUGACCUCCAGAAGGAAUUGUUAGUCGCAGAUCCCGAUCUUAUCGAUUUUAUGAAAGGAUUUCUAGUUGAAGCAAAGGAGAAAGUGUUGGCAAUGCAGAAUGUUUUGUUACAGAUUGAAAAUUCUACUUGUUCCGUUGCCAUUCAUUUCAGUGAAGAUCCGGCUAAAAUGAAACUGUCCGAUUGUUUCAACUUGUUCGCUGAACUUAUUAAUAAGAUUGAAGUGGCUCGCAAGGAGAACGAAAUGCGCCAAAAGCAAGAAGAACGCGCGGCACGUCUCGCUGCUGAAAAAGCUAUUCAAGCGGCUUCUCCGCAAAGUUCUACGAAUGGAUCGCCAGGUCGGAAGAAUUUGUCUGGCAAAAAAUCUUUUCCUGUCGACGACGAAGUUUGCAUUGUCGAUCGUCUUUUGAGUGAAAUCCGUCGCGGAGAAUUCCAACUUAAAAAGUCCACCCGUGGAUAGUGCAAUAUCUCGCAAGCUAAGUUAAAUUUCCAUUUGGUAAAAAUUUCAUUUAUCUGUUUAUGUUUUCACAUUUGAACCGUAGUUUGCAACUAAUUUCAUUUUUGCACUUGUUUUGCAUUCUGUGCCUGAGCUACUAAUAUUGCAAACGCAUCUGUGCGUUAUUAAUUAAA